AUGGAGAUAGUUUUACCUGAAUUUAGGGUUCUUGAUGCAAUUUCAAACUCUGACAGUAGUUCGCCAUCGCCAAUCAAAAAUCUCGAAAUAUACGGAACUAAAUCGCAAAUAUCAUCAUUGCGAAAUUAUGAUCAUGAUCGUAUCAAAUCAAUUAGCACCAAAAUUAACCCAGGCAAUUCUUAUGAAAAUCAUGUUAAUGGCGACGUAGAACCACGUAAGAUUAAACGUCGGACUCGAAAUUCUAUCCGAAAUUCUUCUAACUCUUGUAGUUCACAAGGAACUUUAUUGAACCUGGAUUCUGAAUUAUUUGAAGACGAUAAUUCUAUCAUGGAAAGUGAUGAUGAACAAACAAGUUGUGAUAAAAAAACAAGUAGUAAUGCGCAAAUAAGUGGUGAACGAAAAACAAAUCAAUUUUCAACUUCACAUAGCAAUGUACAAAAGGAUAAAGUUCACCUUCUUUCGAAACCCAAUACUGAACUAAGUGUUUUUACAAUGAUAAUUUUGGUUUCUUUGGCAUCGUAUAUUCUUGGUUCUUUGGGCUUCGGAUGUAUUUGGAUAUUUGUGCUUUAUCAUUGUGUGAGAUGGUAUAUUAAUACAAUAAAAAAUGAUAAUGAAAGCAUUACAUGGGAGAAUAAUCGUCAAAUUUCUUUGGAUAAACUUAGAAGAAAUGAAGGUGAAACCGUAGAAUGGCUAAAUUAUUUAUUACUACAAAUUUGGCGAACACUUGAUCCAUCACUUUUGAUUGGCCUUCGAGAUAUGCUUGAAGAUGCAAUGUCACGUAGCGCUCCAUCUUUCGUGCGCGCAACAGAUAUCGAAGCGUUUGAGAUCGGUUUAAUUGCCCCACGAAUUGACAGUAUCAAAAUAUUUCCAAUAUCUGAAAGCGAAGAUUAUGAGGAUGUCGUGAUUGGUGAAGCAAGAUUCUCGUUCCGUGCGAAAUCAAAAACAUUUCAAGACCCUCCACCACCACACAUCCUCGCAUGGAUAAAAACCGGAAUUUCAGCGUUGAUCCCAAUUAGAGUUGAAAUACUAGCGCUUGUCGCUUCAAUUCAUUUUGAAAUAAAAUUAACUGGAACUUCACCUUUCGUAUCAACUGCAAGAAUAAGUUUUCUGAGCGUACCAAAAUAUGAAACUAGUAUUAUGCCAUUAAUACCGAUAAACAUUACUCAAUUCCCUCUAAUCAAGCAAUUCAUUAGUACUGCUGUGCACUCAGUACUUGAAGACCUUACAUAUCCCAAAUUCAAAGAUAUUAAUUUGGGCGAGCUAUUAGUGGCGAGUACCGAUAAUGAUACACAAACAAUUGGCAUAAUGAAGGUUGAUAUCUUCGAAGCUAGGAACCUGACAAAAGUUGAUGUACAUGGUGACAAUGAUCCAUAUGUGAUAUCAUCAUUAGACCCACCUCCAUAUAUGCAUAUACAAAACACUACUCGUAUCAUAGAAAAUUGUGCAAAUCCUGAAUGGAAUGAAACAUUCUUUCAUAAAAUUCCACACCUUGACAUUGUUGAUGAACAUAUAAAAUUUAAGUUGAGCGUCAUGGACUGGGAUAGAUUUACUUCUGAUGACCUUAUUGGAAAUUUAUGGAUUGAUAUUAAAAAUAUGAUUGGUGAUGGAACUAAGAAAGUUAAAAUUCAUGAUGGGUGGCACGAUCUUUAUCUUAAACCUAUAGAUUCAUCAUCAUCGUCAUCCUCUCGUGGACAAUUACGAUUUCGGCUUGAAUAUUUUCCAAAGUUACCUAAAAAUAUUGAACCAUCUCGUAACCAAACCUCCGGAAUUCUUGGUCUCCAAAUUCAUCAGGCCAUGAGCUUGCAAGUUACGGCUGCACCAUAUGUUAAAGAAGCAUCUGAAAUUGUCUUGUCUGAUAAUGUUUACAACGCAACAUACCCAAACCCUUAUUGUGUCGUAUAUUUGAAUGACAUUCGAG
Dentiscutata erythropus is the source of this 1918-nucleotide messenger RNA. The record is from the annotation of a GenBank genome assembly. Lineage: Eukaryota; Fungi; Glomeromycota; Glomeromycetes; Diversisporales; Gigasporaceae.